AGCCGCGGUGAGCCCUGCUCGUGCCCGCGCCUGGCUGGCGGCCGGGAGCUCGGCGGGGCGGCGCUCGUGCUCGCCCGCCCGCCGCUGGCGGCUCGCGCCUGGGAGCGCGGCUGGGUGGCUGGAGCUGGCCGCAUCCUUUGUGCGGCGCUCAGGCUGCGCAGCGGGGCGGCGGGACGGAAUGUGGGUGCUUCUGGGGUUUUUCUCUUCUGCCCUAACUCUGGAAACAAUGGACUGAGAAGGGAACAAGGAUUGAGGGGCGCGAGGGGGAAGCGAACUGCACGGGGGAGUCAUGACUUCUGCCGCGGAGAUUAAGAAGCCACCAGUGGCCCCCAAGCCAAAGUUUAUUGCGGCAAAUAACAAGCCAGCUCCACCUCCUGUUGCUCCUAAACCUGACAUUGUGAUUUCUAGUGUUCCGCAGUCAACAAAGAAAGCCAAACCUGCAAUAGCCCCCAAACCAAAAGUUCUGAAGAGUUCUGUUCAAGAUGGUGGGCAGUCACCCUCAAGGAAAAUUACUUUCAACCCUGAAGAGCAUAAACGAGAAUUACUGGAAAGCACUGCCAAUUUUAAUUGUAAAAAUGUAGGAGAGCAGAAUAACGAUUAUACUUUGCCAAUGUGUCCCUGUAGUUCCUCGUGUAUCCACAAGCUUGGGAAUAGAGAGAACUUGUGUGUAAGGCAGCUUGUUUUAGCGCCCCUGGAAAUGAAUGAAAAUUUAGAAAAUUGUAAACUUGAUGAGUCUUUGACUAUAAAAACUAUGAGUAAAUACGAUUGUCAUGGUGAAAAGGCCAAAAACCAGACUAAUGUAGUUUUAAAGGCAAGCGUCCUAGAAGGGAAGCUCAAAGAUGUCUUAACACACCGAACGUCACCUUUUAUUUCCUCAAAGAAGCAUAGGUCCGUAGACAACCCAGAAAUGAAUGGUGGCUGUAAUUCAAACAGACAAUUCAGAAUUGAAUUUGAGGAUUUGUCACCUUCCCCGCCCAGCUUUGAAAAUGUUCCUGAUCAUCAUAAUUGCCACUUAAAGCUUCCUAGUGAUGAAUUUCAAAAUUUUGAAGCUUGUCAGGAUGGCAGCGAAAAAAGCAAUAGUGACUUUUAUUCCUCCAAACCAGAAGCUCUAGAAAAUGGUGAAAAGGGUACUUUUAUAUCUUCAGAUGAAGUUAGUAAAAAAUCAGAAGUCGAAGAUCUUGGUCCCUUAGAAAUCCACUCAGUACCAUAUACCCCCAAAUUUCCAACUCCCAAGCCCAGAAAGACACGCGCUGCUCGUCUCUUACGCCAAAAGUAUGUAGAUACCCCUAGUGAAAGUACUGAGGAACCAGACAAUUCAAACAGCAGCUCUUCUUGUCUCAGCGAAGAUAGUUUGAAAAACAAUGAAAUCAGUGUUCCGCAUUUGAAUGUUUUGUGUAGCCAGGAACAGGUGGACAAAAUGAAUCCAGGAAAUAAAAGUGAAUUGAAUGUGGAGCCCAACAGUGACAGACAGGACUUCGUCAAGUCACAGAAAGCCAGGUGUCAGGGAACAUCUUCCUUUGAAAAAACGACACCUUCAUUAGAUACAGACUCUGAUUUGACUCCUGACAGCACUACAAUAGAUGGUUCUAGUACAUCACUUGGUGUGGACAAAGGGACCAGUUUUAUAAGAUGCAGUACUCUAUCUAUGAGCCUGCCUAAGCAGCUCAAAUUAACUUGCAAUGAACAUUUGCCUACUGCCUGUAACCUGGGAGUUUCUACCCCUCAAAUGCAAAAGGAAUCUGUAAUAAAAGAGGAAGUUUCCUCAAGGAUUGUUCCCCCAAAACCUCAAAGACACAGCUUGCCUGCUACAGGUGUGCUUAAAAAGGCUGCAUCUGAGGAGCUUGUGGAGAAAAGUUCUUACGCCUCAAAUGAAAAAAAUUCAGAGAAAAGUCUAGAAAGAAAUCAUCUUCAGCAUUUGUGUGCCCAGAACCAUGGUGUGUCAUCCUCCUUUGAUAUGCCUAAGCAGGCUUCUGAAAAGCCAGUGUGGAAAUUACCUCAUCCUAUUUUACCCUUUUCAGGGAACCCAGAAACCUUAAAGUCUGUCACCUCCAGUAGUGAGCCUUCAACUGCCCUUACCAAGCCUAGAGCAAAGUCAUUGUCUGCUGUGGAUAUGGAAAGGUGCACCAAACCUUGCAAAGAUUCUACAAAGAAAAACUCUUUUAAAAAGUUGCUCAACAUGAAACUGUCCAUCUGUUUCAUGAAGAGUGACUUUCAGAAAUUUUGGUCCAGGAGUAGCCAACUUGGAGACACAACGGCAGGCAGCUUCUGCCGUAGGGAACGGAAGGGGAUCGAAGGUGAUUGGCAUGGCUUGUUGGUAGGAGAAGGGAGGAGAAGUAAACCUAUGAAGGCAUAUUCUGCAGAUAAUAACUACAGCCUGGAAUCUCAAAAGAAGGGGAGGAAGUCUCCGGGCCAGACCAGUGCAGCUAAUGGUCUGAGAGCUGAGUCUUUGGAUGACCGAAUGCUCUCCAGGGAGUCAUCACCUAAGACACCCUGCAAGUCAGUUACAAGCCUCUGUGCCCCAGAGUAUGAAAAUAUACGCCAUUAUGAGGAAAUACCGGAAUAUGAGAACUUGCCGUUCAUUAUGGCUGUAGGGAAAACUCCAGAGCAGGAAUGGCAGAAUCCCAGCAGCAUAGAGGACACCGAUGCCAAUGUGUAUGAGGUGGAAGAGCCAUAUGAAGCUCCAGAUGGCCCGCUGCCACUUGGACCCAGACAUCAGCAUUCCAGCAGUUCUGGAGCAUCCCAGGAGGGACAGAAUGAUCUCAAUCUGGGUCUUGGUGACCUUCCUUCUGAUGAGGAGGAAGUCAUCAACAGUUCUGAUGAGGAUGAGGUCAGCUCUGAGUCCAGUAAGGGAGAGCCUGACCCAUUGGAAGACAAACAGGGUGAAGAUAAUGGAAUGAAAAGUAAAGUUCAUCACAUUGCCAAAGAGAUCAUGAGCUCAGAGAAAGUGUUUGUGGAUGUGUUAAAACUUUUGCAUAUUGACUUCCGGGAUGCAGUAGCCCACGCGUCCAGGCAACUCGGGAAACCAGUGAUGGAGGACCGGAUUCUCAAUCAGAUCCUGUACUACUUGCCUCAGCUAUAUGAGCUCAACCGGGAUCUCCUGAAGGAACUGGAGGAAAGAAUGUUGAACUGGACUGAACAACAAAGAAUUGCCGAUAUCUUUGUAAAGAAGGGACCGUACCUAAAAAUGUAUUCUACUUACAUCAAAGAAUUUGAUAAGAACAUAGCUUUGCUGGAUGAACAGUGCAAGAAAAACCCAGGUUUUGCUGCCAUCGUUCGAGACUUUGAGAUGAGCCCACGCUGUGCUAACCUGGCCCUCAAGCACUACCUCCUCAAGCCGGUCCAGCGGAUCCCCCAGUACAGGCUGCUGCUGACAGAUUAUUUGAAGAAUCUCAAAGAAGAUGCGAGAGAUUACAGAGAUACUCAAGAUGCCCUUGCUGUUGUUAUAGAGGUAGCCAACCAUGCCAAUGACACCAUGAAGCAAGGAGACAACUUUCAGAAACUUAUGCAAAUUCAGUACAGCUUAAAUGGACACCAUGAGAUAGUACAGCCUGGACGGGUUUUUCUCAAAGAAGGAACUCUGAUGAAGCUAUCUCGGAAAGUGAUGCAACCCCGAAUGUUUUUCCUGUUUAAUGAUGCCUUGUUAUAUACAACACCGGUGCAGUCUGGGAUGUAUAAGCUGAACAACAUGCUCUCCUUGGCUGGAAUGAAGGUCAGAAAACCCACACAAGAAGCAUAUCAGAAUGAAUUAAAGAUUGAAAGUGUGGAACGUUCCUUCAUUCUCUCAGCCAGUUCUGCCACAGAAAGGGAUGAAUGGUUAGAAGCAAUUUCCAGAUCAAUAGAAGACUAUGCCAGGAAAAGAAUCACCUUCUGUCCUAGUAGGAGUCUUGAAGAGGCAGACUCAGAAAAUAAAGAGGAAGUUAGUCCUCUGGGCUCAAAGGCUCCCAUCUGGAUUCCUGAUACCAGAGCCACAAUGUGUAUGAUCUGUACAAGUGAAUUUACCCUGACCUGGAGACGACACCACUGUCGAGCCUGCGGAAAGAUUGUAUGCCAAGCUUGUUCAUCAAAUAAGUAUGGCUUAGAUUACCUGAAAAAUCAACCAGCAAGAGUAUGUGAACAUUGUUUUGAAGAACUGCAGAAAUUAGAUCACCAGCACUCCCCUAAGAUUGGAUCUCCUGGAAGUCACAAGUCUCCUUCAAGUGCCUUAUCUUCGGUCUUACAUAGUAUUCCAUCGGGGAGGAAACAGAAAAAAAUCCCAGCUGCUCUCAAAGAAGUAUCAGCAAACACUGAAGAUUCUUCUAUGAGUGGCUACUUGUACAGAUCAAAGGGCAAUAAAAAACCUUGGAAACACUUAUGGUUUGUCAUAAAAAAUAAAGUCCUAUAUACAUACGCUGCAAGUGAGGACGUGGCAGCCUUGGAGAGUCAACCUUUACUAGGAUUUACUGUUACCCAAGUCAAAGAUGAGAACUCAGAGUCUAAAGUAUUUCAGUUACUGCACAAAAACAUGUUGUUUUAUGUAUUCAAAGCAGAUGAUGCUCACUCAGCUCAAAAGUGGAUAGAAGCAUUUCAGGAAGGCACAAUAUUGUAGCAGUAUUGGUUUCGUCUCUUCCAUGGUUCCAAAGAGGUAGAAGUUCAUCAAAAUGGAGAAAAUGCAAUUUAAAAGUUUAUAAAAGUGGACACUGCCAAGAUAAAUUCAAGCAAACUCUUCAUCAGAUACAAGAAAUUAUUUUAUUUGGUAUAAGUAGUUUUUUUGAAAAUGUUUUUUCAUGUAUGUUAUUUAUUAAGAUUUUUGAUGUUUACUUAAUGGUCAGAAUUAUUUCUGAGACUCACACUGAAUUCUAAAGUAUUGUUUCUUUAGAGACCAGAAAACUUACCUGAAUACUGUAUAAACUCUCUGUGACACAACCCACACUGUUCUCUCUACCUGAUAUUGUGACAUUCUUAUCUUACUAAUGGUAAAUCUUCCUAAGUUAAAAACACAACAAGGCAUAAAUUUCCAUGUAGUGCUUGAUUUAGGAAUUAUUAUUAUAAAAUGCUGAUGAAAAAAUGCAUGACUUUGAAUAGAUAAAAAGUAAAUUUUUGUAUCUUUUAAUGGAAAAAUAUAUGGCCAGCUUCUACCUCAGAAACUGUGAAUGAAAUUUCAGUAUAUUAUCAGAAAUAAUUUAGUAUUUUCUACUGUUACUGUACCUCUUUCGGUAUGAGUUAAUAUUACAUCAUGAGAAUUACAGCAAAGGGAUAGAAUCUGAGUGUGUUUUUAACUGUAGGUAGAAAUGAGGCUGUUUUCAUUUGCAGAGGAAGACACGUAAUCGAUUCUAUAGGCUUUGCAUUAAGUCCAAUCUUUUUUGUUUUUUUGGUUUUUUGGGGGGGGUUUUGCAGUUUUUGGCCGGAGCUGGGUUUGAACCCGCUACCUCCGGCAUAUGGGGCUGGCGCCCUACUCCUUUGAGCCACAGGCGCCUUUUUAAAAGCCUCAGGUUUAACACAAACAUAAAUGUAUUAUUUUUUAAAAUAGCAAAAUAUAGCAAGCAUUGUAUUACAUAAUAUCCCCUGCUAUCUAAGAGUUCUGAGCCAAAGGCAACAGUGGUAUUUGUAUCUAAAUAGAAUGCCCUUAUUUCCUGUAACAUUGUGCUUUACAAAAUUAACUGGAAUUACCAUGUAAGAAAAGCACAAAUUCUAAGGCAGUAAUAACUGAAAUUGUAUAGUAUUUGUUUUCAAAAGGUCUUUUUAUUCUACUUUGUGACAUGGUCUCCCUGGCGAUUUAAAUAAAAUUUUCUUUCUUUAACCAGGUGUCGGUGCACCUCACUAGGAAAGCUUUCUUUUCAUAAUUUUGGUGCACUUACUGUUUAACAUAUGAACUACCUUGUCUGUAAAAAUGUUGAUUAGGAAAAAAAUGAAAUUAACACUGUGAUUAAAGUCAUUCCUGAUAUUCAUAAUAGGCAUUUUAUUGACUGAGUUUAAACUAUAAAUUUUCUUUUUUUUUUUUUUUUUUAAUUUUUUGAGACACUCUCAUUCCGUUGCCCUGGUUAGAGUGCUAUGGCAUCAUUGCUCACAGCAACCCUCAACUCUUGGGCUUGAGCUGUCCUCUUGCCUCAGCUUUAAGUAGCUAAGAUAACAGGCGUGCACCACUAUGCCUGGCUAGAUUUUCUAUUUUUAUUAAAGACGGGGUCUCCCCCUUGAUCAGGCUUAUCUCAAACUCAUAAAUUCAAGCAAUCCAUUCCCCUUAGCCUCCCAGAGUAUGUAAAUUAUCUUAAAAGGCAAGGUCAUGCAUAGAAUAAUUCAUUAAAGGGUAUAAGAAUUUCACUUUCCCAAUUCAGUGUGAUACUUCUGGCAGCCAGGAGAAUUCUAAGUGCCUUUCUGGGCCUUUUGAAUGCUAUUUGCUGCAGCGUCAGAGUUGCUGCUAGAUCCAGAAUUGGCUGCUGUGGGUUUUUUCUGGCUAUUUUUUGCUAUGAAGUCAUUUUAAACCCUGUUACAACUUCAUACACAAACCUAAAAUGCCAUCUCCCAAGUCUUUCUGUCAUAGCAGGUUAACUAAUAUUUCUUUGCAGCUCACUUAUUUCUCUCUCUUUUUUUUUUUUUUUUGAGACAGAGUCUAACUUUGUUGCCCACUGUAGACUGCUAUAGCAUCAUAGCUCAUAGCAACCUCAAACUCUGGGGCUCAAGCGAUUCUUCUGCCUCAGCCUCCCAAGUAGUUGGAACUACAGGUACCCACCACAAUAGCCAGCUAUUUUUAGAGACGGGGGUCUCACUUUAGCUCAGGCUGGUCUUGAACUCGUGAGCUUAGUCAGUAUACCCGCCCCCACCUCCCAGAGUGCUAGGAUUACGGGUGUGAGGCACUGUGCCUGGCUUUAGUAGCUCACUUAUUUUAAUCAAAAUUCUUCUAUAAAUAUGUCUUCCAUGUUAAAGUUUCUGCACAAUUUUUAGUGUAUCCUUUUUGGAGACCAGGAUCUUAUGUUCUAACAUUUUUCCUUCUCCUGCAUUAAGUCUGCCAUUUAGCAAGACAAAUUAUUGGAGGGUUCCUCCCCCUCCUCUUGAGCUCUCAGCCUUCUAACUACAAAGUUUGGCUUAAGCUUUGGAAUCUAAAGAAAAAAAAUCAGCUAGGCUAUUCUAUCUUUGAAGACCUAACUGAAUCAAGAACCAGUUCCAGGGCGGCGCCUGUGGCUCAGUCGGUAAGGCGCUAGCCCCAUAUACCGAGGGUGGCAGGUUCAAACCUGACCCAGGCUGAACUGCAACCAAAAAAAAAAAAAAAUAGCCGGGCAUUGUGGCGGGCGCCUGUAGUCCCAGCUACUCGGGAGGCUGAGGCAAGAGAAUCGCUUAAGCCCAGGAGUUGGAGGUUGCUGUGAACUGUGUGAUGCCAUGACACUCUACCGAGGGCCAUAAAGUGAGACUCUGUCUCUACAAAAAAAAAAAAAAAAAGAACCAGUUCCAAAUCUAAACAGAGAGAGAAGAAACUGGGCACAAACUUAUACACAUAGUAUCUAUCCUUAAUUACACAUAAAACUCAUGUAUGAUUGUAUUAACUAUUGGAUGAUAUAAAAUAUAGCCUUUGAGCAGGCUAUCAGAUCACCUUCCCCUCAUAAAGAUAUUUGAAAUGUGGAAUAGUAUUAUAUUCCCUUUCCCCUUUAUCAAUCUUACAUAAUUUAAUAAAACCAAUCCAUUGUUAUAUAUGUAAUGUGGCUCUUUGGGUGUCACCCAGAAACCUAAUUAUAUACAAUUUGUUGUUAAGCUACUUUAAAAAAUAUUUCUUGAUUGCUAACGGUUUAGAGGAAAAAAUGAUUAGGUGCAAUGUGUAAACAAGGAGAAAGUGUAAAGAGUAUUUUUUUAAUUUAUAAAGAAAAGAAAUUUAUUUCUUACAGUAUGGAGGCUGAUAAAUCCGUUGUCAAAGGGCCACAUCUGGUGAGGGCCUUCUUGUUGGCUGAGACUCUGAAGAGUCCCUAGGCCCUUCAGGCUCUCAGGGGGCCAGAGGGCUGAGCAUGCUACUGCAGGUCUCUAUGACGAGUUUCUGGAUCCCAGGAAUACGAUAUUACACAGAUACAUGUGCUUCCAUCAAAAUCUUUUUUAGGUAUCUCCUUUUAUUCAUAAGGAGGGGAGAGAAUGGUAUUUAUAAAGCUAAGCUGUUAGGAUGUUGAAAAUAGCCUGAGCAAGAUGAGAAUAACUAGGGGAAGGCUGGAAUUCUCAGCAAGUGUCGGCAACUAGUGCUGCUCCUUUAUCUGUGGCAGCUGUAAAUAUAAGGACCCACUAGAGUCUUAAGAAAAUGAGAAUGGCUAUCUUGGGCAUGAUCCAUGUGUGUGAACCUCCUUCCAAGUCUUUUCCCCUGUUCUCUAAUAUACCCAGCAUCCCCCUAUUCUUUGGCUGCCCAAGAUGCUUGAUUCUUUGUUUAAUAGCAUGUCUUUAAAUGAGCUUAUCAGAACAACCCUUGAUUUGCAUUAAAGCUGUAAUGGUACAAUAAAGUGAAGAAGAAAAUUUUAAAGUAUAGCUCUGUUAGCCAAAUGUAUAUUUUAUGUUUGGUUGGUAGGAUAUAUCUGGAAAUGAGGAAACCCUCCUAUGUGGUAGUUUAGUUAAAAGGUAAAUGUUAUAGCAUAUGUUGGUAUGGCUUGGAGUGCACUUCCAUUGUGCUCAGCUUUUGAAAAGUUUGUGAUCCACUGUAAUCAGUCAAAUGCGGUCACUGGGAAUUCCAGAUAGGUGUAUUGUGGUUCUCUUAUCGUACUGUGCACUCCUUGAAGGAAGCUACUGUAUCUAAUAUAUGAGUUUCUUCCAGAGUUUCUACUCUAGGUCUUUUGUUAAAAGACAGGGUCUUGCUUUGUUGGUCAAGCUGGACUCGGAUGCCUGGGCUCAAGGAUCCUCCUGUCCCAGCCUUCCAAGUAGCUGGGACUACAGUGGGAAUGUAUCACCAGACUGGGCUCCCUGGGUCUUUUAAGAAAAAAUAUUUGUUCAGUUGAAUAAAGAAAGUGAGGACAGGAUUCUUAUCUUCUACAAUGCAAACACAGCCCCCAAAUGCCCACUUGUGUAAGUCAGACCUCAGACCUCUGUCCACUAUCCUGCAAGGCCACACUUGAAGCUACCUGUUAAAUAUCCGCGUGAGUCCUCAAGCACUUAAAACUUCACAUGACUGGGCGGCCCCUGUGGCUCAGUGAGUAGGGUGCUGGCCCCAUAUGCCGAGGGUGGCAGGUUCAAACCCAGCCCCGGCCAAACUGCAACAAAAAAAUAGCCGGGCAUUGCGGCGGGCACCUGUAGUCCCAGCUACUCGGGAGGCUGAGGCAAGAGAAUCACGUAAGCCCAAGAGCUGGAGGUUGCCGUGAGCCGUGUGACGCCAUGGCACUCUACCGAGGGCAGUAAAGUGAGACUCUGUCUCUACAAAAAAAAAAAAAAACUUCACAUGACUAAAGUACAUUCACUUUCUUUCCUUUCAAAUCUGUUUAUUUUAUUUAUUUAUUUUUUUUUUCUGAGACAGAAUCUCUCUUUGUCGCCCUUGGUAGAGUCCUGUGGCGUCACAGUCCACAGCAACCAGCAAUACCUGGGCUCAGAUGAUUCUCUUACCUCACCUCCCAAGUAGCUGGGACUACAGGUGCCCGCCACAAUGCCCAGCUAUUUUUAGAGACGAGGUCUCCCUCUGGCUCAAACCUGUAAGCUCAGGCAAUCUACCCACCUCAGCCUCCCAAAUGCUGGGGUUACAGGCAUUAGCCACCACACCUGGCCUUCAAAUCUUUUUUUUUUUUCCUUCUGUAAUGGAAAGACACCAUUCAAGUUUCCAGAAUCUGGCUUCAGGUCUCAACAAGACUCUGCAACUGCCCUGUGUCCUUUACAUCCUCAUUGUCCUGCUGUUAUUGCACAGGCCCUGGCUCCACUCCUUGUUACCUGUUCCCAGGAUUGCCAUAACUUAGUAUGAUUUCAAUGCCUUCUUUGUGCGGUUCCAUUUUAAACACUGCCAAGCAGUGUUUCAAAAGCAUAGUUCUAAUUUAGUUUCAUCUCUGCUUUUAUAACCCUCAGUGGCUUCCCACUGCUUGGCAUGGAAUAAUUCCUUAGGUAUCAUCAGCUAACUCAGACGCCACCUUUCUCUGUUCAGUUUCCUUUCUCAGUCUCUUCACUCUCUCUUCCUCCCAACCUCCGUCUUUGCCUAUUUAUCCAGGACUUCUCUGAGACAGCUGAUGCUACUUCUCUUCUGUAUUUGUUUUUUUUUUUUGAGACAGAUUCUCCUAUGUCGCCCUUGGUAGAGUGCCGUGGUGUCACAGCUCACAGCAACCUCAAACUCCAAACUCUUGGGCUCAAGCGAUUCUCUUGCCUCAGCUUCCCAAGUAGCUGGGACUACAGGUGCCCACCACAACGCCCGGCUAUUUUUUUGUUGCAGCUGUUUAGCUGGCCCGGGUCAGGUUCAAACCCACCACCCUCGGUGUAUGUGGCUGGCGCCAUAACCACUGUGCUACGGGUGCCGAGCCUUUCUUCUGUAUUUCUAUAGACUAAAUCCAGUAGCUUCUUCCUCUGUGCUCCUAUAGCCUUUAGUUCAUCAGCUUAUGUGGUGCUUAGCACAUUCUGCCCUUGAAAAUAACUUACGUUUUUCAUUUGAGAUUCCCCACAGCAUCUGGCAGGGUGCCUUGCAUGCAUUCUGUAUUUACUGAAUUAAAUUCCUUCUCAUCCAGCCCUUCUGCUUUUUUGUUGUUGUUGUUGUUGUUGUUGUUGUUUUUCCAAAGUGCCUCUAAUACACUUAACAUUCUGGAACCUGUGCCACUUUUAAAGUCUUUUUUUUUUUUUUUUUUUUUGAGACAGAGCCUCAAGCUGUCGCCCUGGCUAGAGUACUGUGGCAUCACAGCUCACAGCAAUCAAUGUGCUCAGGUGAUUCUCCCGCCUCUGCCUCCCAAGUAGCUGGGAUUACAGGCAACCCCCACAACAUCUGGCUAUUUUUUGUUGCAGCGUCAUUGUUGUUUGGUGGCCCAGGCUGGAUUCGAACCUGCCAGCUCAGGUGUAUGUGGCUGGCGCCUUAGCAGCUUGAGCCACAGGUGCUGAGCCUAAAGUCUUUUUUUUUUUUUAAAGGAAAAUUUUAUUUAUGAUUUUUUCCCCUAUAAGAAAAGACAUAGUUUCUAGUAGGAUUUUUUUUUUUUAAUGAUAAAAGGUAGUAGAAAAAUUUCAAAACCCUAACUGUCAAAGUCCUUUUCCUUUGGGGUGGAAGAAAAGGAUGAAGUGGGGGCAACCUUUUCCUUCAUAUGAGUUGGUCAUAGCAUGUAAAAACCAAUCUUGAAAUACUAUUUUUUUAAGUGAGUUAUAAUGUAUGUCUAGAAAUGCUUUUUUUUAGAAAUGCUUUUUACUUAAAGUAAUAAUAGUUUGUAUCUAAUUGUCAAUAUAAAGAUGUAGAUCCUUUAUAAAUAAAAAAUUAGCACUGUAAAUAAUGUUAAUAUGUGU
Molecule: messenger RNA, 11382 nt
Organism: Nycticebus coucang (slow loris)
Lineage: Eukaryota; Metazoa; Chordata; Mammalia; Primates; Lorisidae
Gene: FGD6
Product: FYVE, RhoGEF and PH domain containing 6
Exons: 21
Coding region: 290-4585 (1431 amino acids)
Biological process (GO): regulation of GTPase activity
Cellular component (GO): cytoplasm
Molecular function (GO): guanyl-nucleotide exchange factor activity; metal ion binding
Source: RefSeq, a predicted model, not a curated record